ACUCAGCCUCCCUUCCCCAGCCGUGACAGCACUGGAGCCUUUCGGACACCUGGACCAUGGACCCCAGGGAAUGUGUCUGCAUGUCUGGAGGAAUCUGCAUGUGUGGAGACAACUGCAAAUGCACAACCUGCAACUGUAAAACAUAUUGGAAGAGCUGCUGUCCCUGCUGCCCCCCGGGCUGUGCCAAAUGUGCCCGGGGCUGCAUCUGCAAAGGAGGCUCAGACAAGUGCAGCUGCUGCCCAUGAAAGCCAUCCAUCGUGCCCACCCCUU
This is a messenger RNA of Homo sapiens (human), 270 nucleotides long. It is a transcript of the gene MT4, whose product is annotated as metallothionein 4. The record is from RefSeq and is marked validated. The transcript has 3 exons. NCBI's taxonomy places the organism in Eukaryota, Metazoa, Chordata, Mammalia, Primates, Hominidae. The coding region runs from base 57 to 245 and encodes 62 amino acids. Gene Ontology annotation, molecular function: metal ion binding.